This is a messenger RNA of Aspergillus melleus, 543 nucleotides long. RefSeq names its product 2,4'-dihydroxyacetophenone dioxygenase family protein. Bases 1 to 543 code for a protein of 180 amino acids. The transcript has a single exon. The record is from RefSeq and is a predicted model, not a curated record. Lineage: Eukaryota; Fungi; Ascomycota; Eurotiomycetes; Eurotiales; Aspergillaceae.
AUGGCCAACGGCACCACAGAUAAUAAGGGCGACUACUCCGUCCAGCCAUACCGCGGCCCCAAACUCCCCAACGUCCCAGAGGAUCUCGUCGUCACCGACGUGAUGAACCUCGAGUGCGACGAGCGUCUAUGGGUCCCCCAGGCCAAAGACGUCUGGUUCCGACCAUUAUGCUUCAACGUGUCCCACGGCUACUUUGUCAACAUUCUCCGAGUCCGGAAGAGCGGCAUUCUUUCGCGACAUCGUCAUACAGGCCCUGUCCACGCCACGGUCCUGCGCGGCCGCUGGCACUACCUUGAGCAUCCCUGGUGGGCUGAGGAAGGUGGAUACGCGUUCGAGCCUCCCGGUGAUAUUCAUACCUUGGAGGUUCCGGAUGGGGUGACGGAAAUGUAUACUUUGUUUCAUGUUACGGGCGCGUAUAUCUAUGUGGAUGUGGAUGGGGUGCCGAUGGGGGUGGAGGAUGUUUUUCGCAAGUUGGAGGCAGCGAGGAAGCAUUAUGAACAGGUUGGGUUGGGAGCGGACUUUGCAGAUCAGUUUGUUAGGUGA